Siniperca chuatsi (mandarin fish) is the source of this 3954-nucleotide messenger RNA. RefSeq names its product zinc finger protein 513a (gene znf513a). The transcript has 4 exons. Gene Ontology annotation, biological process: regulation of transcription by RNA polymerase II. Gene Ontology annotation, molecular function: DNA-binding transcription factor activity; RNA polymerase II cis-regulatory region sequence-specific DNA binding. Bases 847 to 2487 code for a protein of 546 amino acids. Lineage: Eukaryota; Metazoa; Chordata; Actinopteri; Centrarchiformes; Sinipercidae. The record is from RefSeq and is a predicted model, not a curated record.
UGGAUUCUGAAGAUGGUGUAGCCAUUGAAGCUCCGGGAAACCUCACCUUAGACACAGACUUCCUUCUAGGACAAGACCUUGAGUUUGGUGAUCCUGAUCAUGACAACAAGAUUCUAGGCCUGGAAAAGUUCUCAGGAGAAAUGGAACUACCAGCUCACAUUUCCCAGCACGGCUCUGUCAGAGAGAGUGAUCUGAAAAAUGGAAAAGUAGAGAAAGGAGCUGCGACACCAUUAUUAUAUAAUGGUCAUAAAAGUAGGACCAUUACCAUCAAGGACACCAUUAUAAGAGGGCAUUUAUUCAUCAUCAUCAUCUGCUGCCUCUGCUCCCACUUCCCCACUGCCAUUAUUGUUUCCCCCUCAUCAUCAUCAUCUACCAUCAUCAUCAUCAUCAUCAUCUACCCUCAUCAUCAUCAUCAUCAUCUACCCUCAUCAUCAUCAUCAUUAUCAUCAUCAUCAGCGGCAGCAGCCUCACCAUUAUAGUCAUCAUCAUUAUCAUUAGGCUUGGUAAUCAUCCACGAGGGGGUUCCAUGGGGCAGGAUAAAAGGGCAGUCUCGACUCUCGCCUUCCUCACAUCAUGCCUCGGCAUCUGUGAAAGAAGGAGGUUUUCUUUUGGCUUGUUUGCUUUCAGAAGCACUCACCAAAGAGUGUUAUCUCUUGAAGUCUAGAAGCUUUUCUUCCAACCUUCUGUGUCUUUCUUUUUUGUCUUUUUAUUGUCUGAAAACCUCAGAUGACAUAACAACAACUAAAAUACAGUUGACCUUGCAGGUAGCACUAAGUAGCUGCUGAGAUCGGUUUCUCUGUGUAUCCUCUGGGUGAUGAGGAGAGCCCUGCCUACAGCCAGCUCAGCAUGGAAAGUGAAACGGACAACUCCCACAACACAACUGACAACUGUAGGGAAGACGAGGGCAGAGCAGCCCAGUCCGAGCCCAGUUUUCCUCCCUACCUGUCCUGCAGGGGCUGCGGACAGCUCCGUGAUGAACCUCUGGGACCUGGCAUUGACCUAGUUGGUCCAUACUGCCUUAGGUGCUGCAAAGCCUCCAGGGAAGCCAAAAGUACGGACUUCUGUUCACCGUUUGGAAGCAUCAGCGGGAUUCGCUCAGGAUCCCAUUUGCAGCUUGAUGGUGAUGGGAUGGGAAAUGGGAUGGGUGACAAAGCACUGACAGCUGAGGACAAAUUGCCCAAACUGCACUCGUGUCACCUCUGUGGCUUCUCCUCGCGUUACGCCAACCAUGUGAAGCGUCACAUGAAGACACACAACGGGGAGAAGCCCUUUAACUGCCCCUUGUGCACUUACGCCUCAGCCCAGCUGGUGAACCUGCAGAGACACCUGCGCAUUCACACUGGGGAAAAACCUUACAAAUGUGACCGCUGCACUUUUGCCUGCAGUUCCCUUGGCAACCUCAAGAGGCACCAGCGCAUGCAUGUGCCCUCUGCAGGGGCGGCACAAGAUGCACCGCCACGACCUGGCAGUGGCCAAAACAGCCUGAAGAGGCAUGUGACUGGGCAAAGACCCAAUGAGGAAGUGUCUGGUGCUUCAGCCAAGGUUUCAGAAGUUGCAAGGCCGACUUCAAACCUGAGUUUGGGAGCCCAGAACAAUGACUACCUAUCAGCUUUUGAUGGCUUAAAGGGGGCAUCACCACCACCCAUACCUGCACCUGGCCACCAGCCUCCACCCUUGAUGGAGAGCACAGGCAGCAGUGACAGCAGGGCGACCAGAGAGGGCGUAGCAGACGGUGCCGCCCUUCCACCUUCACUUUUCCCUUUCACUUGCCGGUUGUGUGGCAUUGUCCUGGAGGACGAGGAUGGCUCCUCGGCCCAGAUUUGUGCAAAGUGUACCCUUGAAAUGCUGACUAAAGACUCUUCAUCUCCCAACAGCCCUGGUGAGCGCAGUGACAAGGUGUAUACCUGCGCCGCCUGCCCUUUCCUCACACACUACCCAAACCACUUGGCACGCCACAUGAAAACUCACAGCGGCGAGAAACCAUAUAAGUGCCCACAAUGCGACUAUGCCUCAGCGCACUUUGACAACCUCAAGCGCCACCACAGAGUGCACACAGGCGAGAAACCUUACAAGUGCCAUUUGUGCGAUUACGCCUGCGGGAACCUGGCCAACCUGAAGCGCCACCAGCGGGUGCACUCGGGUGCAAAGCCCUUCCAGUGUGCCGUGUGCAGUUACAGCUGCAAUCAGAGCAUGAACCUGAAGCGGCACAUGCUUCGGCACACAGGAGAGAAGCCGUACAAAUGUCAGGAGUGCGGCUACACCACUGGCCACUGGGACAAUUACAAGAGACAUCAGAAGAAGCACGGCCUGGCAACAGACGGCUGGGUCAAAGUUCCGAUGACUGGCAACGAUGAAGAAGAGGAAGUAAGGAAAGGGAUGGGAGUCGGCGGUCAAACUCACAGAAAAGAAACAGGGGUUGAUAUGCAGUAUAUGUCUAGGGAGGGAGGUCAGACAAUACAUUCAUGCUACAAACUUGAGAUUGUAUAAAAUAUAACUCAGCAAAAUUAAGCUACCAGCAACUUGUUUUUUUUUUUUUUUUUUUUUUUCACAGAGCCUUUAUAUUGUUUGUGUAUCAGUCUUUGUCUUAUGUCAGAUGUCUUCAGAGGCUGCUAAUUGUUUAUUUGUAGAAUCUUGCACAAUUAUGAAAAACAAUUCUUCUGAAUAUUUUGAUCCUUUUUGGAUUAAGUAAGGUGGAUGAGUAUGUUCAGAGUUUGUCUUCUAUUCUGUGUUUGUGUCAAGACGAAUGGACUUUCUCUACUGUGGAAGUCCGUUGACUGUCUCAUUCUAUAUGUUACACCACACUAGGUUAAUUCUAACAUUUCCCUCAUAUUACAACAACACAUAUCUGGCGCUUCAUUCUAGGACAGAGAACACUACCAAAUACUCCUCAAUACAUGGAACUUGUGCACAUUUUUGCCUAAACUGUUGAGCUGCACUGUGUAGUUUAUAUAGGUUAUAAGUUCAACAAUUUUUUAUCAGAGUUGUUAGUAUCACAAGUUUAGGUCAAACCUUUUCGUUUUGUACCAAAGAUCUCAUGAAAUAACUUGAAUGUUAUUGAUAGGAUAGGAAAAACAAAAUCUAUCACAUUUACCUGACUAGCCUUCAUGAGGUUUUCUUAACAAGGAAUUCGAUUUGAAAUAUGUGCUAAGGUUAUACAUAGACUACACAGUGCAGCUUUAAGUAAAGAUGGGUCCUUGUAAGGGCCAAUAUUGUGCUUUGUUUGCACUGGGGCACAAGCUCUGGUAAUGGCAUGCCUUCAGAUUAAUUUACUAAUGUAUGUACUACUAGCAAAGUGCUAUUUAAUAGUACUGGAAUUGUUUUACCCUUGAUAAACUAUAUUGAUUAAUUAGGUUGUGUUUAAUCUAACUAAAUAAUCUCCAGCGUCUUGAACUAUACCGUCAUACCCCUCAGGAUUAUAAAAUGGGAUUUUGAAGACUAAAUGUUGGUUGUUCUAGUUAUUUUCACACUAAAAUUGCAUGCACAAGCAUUUUGAAAGGCCCUCUUCGGUCUUGAUGUGUUUGUAUGGUUAAAGAGAAAGCACAAUUAUAUAUACACACAGUUGCAUUUGGAAGGGUUAGGACUAAGUUGUGGAGGGGAAAAAAAAGCAUUGGUUGACAUCUCUUAUGUGAUUCAGGAGUAACAUAAAUCGUAAAUGAGCUUGUUCAAAGGAUUUUCUCCCCCACAAACUUGUACAUGCUACAUAUCAUCAAUCUUUAAAUUUCUAGAACUUAAAUUUGUUAAGUCUGGGUCUUUUUGAUGGAGACUGUUUAAUCACCUUCCUUUUGAUUACUGUUUACUAUUGACUGUGAAAUUAGCCCAUUCUUGUUUUUUACUUGAAAAAAAGAUGACACUAUUAGUAAGCAUGUGAGUGUAUAACAAUUGUUUUAUUUUUCUGUGGCUGUAACACACUGCUAGAAGUGCAUACUUUAACAUAUAAAAUUAUUUUUUAUUUUU